Messenger RNA from Alexandromys fortis (reed vole), 3452 nucleotides. RefSeq names its product inositol monophosphatase 2 (gene Impa2). The coding region runs from base 197 to 1072 and encodes 291 amino acids. The record is from RefSeq and is a predicted model, not a curated record. NCBI's taxonomy places the organism in Eukaryota, Metazoa, Chordata, Mammalia, Rodentia, Cricetidae. Gene Ontology annotation, biological process: inositol metabolic process; phosphatidylinositol phosphate biosynthetic process; signal transduction. Gene Ontology annotation, molecular function: inositol monophosphate 1-phosphatase activity. The transcript has 8 exons.
ACGAGGCGCGCCUACUUGCGCUGCAACUUCUAGCCGGCCUUCCUGCUGCACGGCGCGCGGGCUGAGGCACGGCUUGGCGGGAACGUGAAAAGAGCGUGCGGAACCCCCGGUGUUGGCGGCGGCAUCGAGUGGGAGCCCGGGUCCGGCCGCAACACGCGGAACUGAGCUGAAGGUGGCGGGGCCGGGCGAAGCCGCGAUGAAACCCAGCAGCGAGGAGGAGGAGGAGGCGGUGCGGGGAGUGGGCCCCUGGGACGAGUGCUUCGAAGUGGCGGUGCAGUUGGCGUUGCGAGCGGGACAGAUCAUCAGGAAAGCCCUCGGUGAAGAAAAGCACGUCUCGACCAAAACCUCCGCUGCGGAUCUGGUGACAGAGACAGAUCACCGUGUCGAAGACUUGAUAGUUUCUGAGUUGCGAAAGCGGUUUCCUUCCCACAGCAGGUUCAUUGCAGAAGAGGCCACAGCCUCCGGGGCCAAGUGUGUGCUCACCCCCAGCCCAACCUGGAUCAUCGACCCCAUCGAUGGCACCUGCAACUUCGUGCACAGAUUCCCUACUGUGGCAGUCAGCAUCGGAUUUGCUGUUCACCAGGAGCUGGAAUUCGGAGUGAUUCACCACUGCACAGAGGAGCGGCUGUACACCGGCAGGAGGGGCCAGGGUGCCUUCUGCAAUGGCCAGCGGCUCCAGGUCUCCAGGGAGACAGAUCUCGCCAAGGCCUUGGUUCUGACAGAAAUUGGGCCCAAACGUGACCCCGAUACUCUGAAAGUUUUCCUGAGCAACAUGGAGCGGCUGCUGCACGCCAAGGCUCAUGGGGUCCGAGUGAUUGGAAGCUCCACCUUGGCGCUCUGCUACCUGGCCUCAGGAGCCGCUGAUGCCUACUAUCAGUUUGGCCUUCACUGCUGGGACCUGGCAGCUGCCACAGUCAUCAUCCGAGAAGCGGGUGGCAUUGUGAUAGACACCUCAGGUGGACCCCUUGACCUCAUGUCCUGCCGAGUCGUUGCUGCUGGCACCAGAGAGAUGGCGGCGCUCAUAGCUCAGGCCUUACAGACUAUUAACUAUGGACGGGACGAUGAGAAGUGAGGCUCAGAAGCUGGAACUCAGCAGCUCCCUGGGAAAGAGCUGUCUCCGUGGUGAGGGCUCCACGACAAACGUCUGCUGCAGCUCUCGACGGGACUCGGUGCUUAGCUGAUCUCUCUCUAAUCUCAUGUAGCCUUUUUCAGGUACAAGUUCGGAGCCAAACCCAGAUCUCUUGUGAGGUGUGCGUGAGUCACGCAGUCUUGAUUGUUUUUCCAGAACGUAAAUCUCAGGUAGUAAAGCUUUAGAACUUGCUCCCAGGUCCUCCCCUGCCUGUGGUAAUACAGAAUGCAAUAAAUCAGGAUUACAGAGUCCUGCUCUUUGUUCCCCUCCGGCCUCUGGUUCUCAGGCUUCCUGAAUCCCCACACUGUGCAGGCAAGUUACUGACGUCACCCCAACCAUGGCAACAAUGAAAACAUUUCCCCUAAAUAUCAGUCUCCUGAUCUACAGGCUGAAUUUAAUUGUGCAUAUAGAUCAUCUUUAGCCAUUUUUUUUAAUACUGCCUUUAGCGGACCUUCAGGGAGUAAGUGUGCUGUAUAAAAUUAAAAUGAUAUAUAAUAGAACCUAUAUUGAAGCCAACAUGUAUUGAAAGGGGAAAAAAAUGAGAAGCUGAAAAACAAUACUAAAAAUUUUUUUUCAUUUUGGUUUUUCAAGACAGGGUUUCUCUGUGUAGCUUUGGAGCCUAUGCUGGAAACUCCCUCUGUAGACCAGGCUGGCCUCAGACUCACAGAGUCCACCUGCCUUUGCCUCCUGAGUGCUGGGAUUAAAGGUGUGUACCACCACUGCCCAGCUCAAUAAUAAAAUACUUUGUGACAAAUAUUUUUUUAAUCUUUUAGGAGUUGCAACUUUUUAAACAAUGGGGUUUGGUUUUGGUUUUUUUGGGGCUUUUUUUUUUUUUUUGGUUUGGUUUGUUUUUUGGUGUGGGGGGUGGGUACUGGGAUAGGAUUCAGGCCCUCCUGCACUUUAGACAGGCUUCCUACCACUGAGCUACAUUGCAGCCCUAAGCACCAGAAUUCUGGUUCUAAGCUAAGCUAUGACUCUAGACUGUUGUGUGACUGUAGGCACAGCCCAGGUGUCUCUGAAAUAUCUGUAAAAAAAAAAAAAAGAAAAAGAAAAAAAAACCUCAGGGCAACCAAAACAAAAACCAAAAAAACUCAGGGCAUUUUUCUGUCUUGUGAGCCUGCCAGUUCCAAACAUGCCGUUCCGUAGCUGCCGUCAGGGGGAGAGAUGAUGCUUUCCUUUCAUGCUAGAAAAGACCUUGUUCUUUUCUAUCUGGUUGUUGUUGUUGUUGUUUUGUGAGACCUGGUUUUUCUGUGUUGCCCCGGCUGUCCUGGAACUCACUCUGUAGACCAGGCUGGCCUCAAACUCACAGGGAUCUUCCUGCCUCUGCCUCCCGAGUGCUGGGAUUAAAGUCACACGCAACCAUGCCCAACACCUUGUUCUUAAUUAGUGGGAAAUUAUUGUACUUCCCUUGUUUGACGCUAAAGUGAGCACUGUGCUUUUGUCAAGUUCUCUUUCUUUUUGAGGAGAUUGUUACACGGGGUUGCACGGGCAAAAAGCAAAGCUCUCCAUCCUUGGUCCUCCUGGGACAAUCUCCCUGGUCUUUUCUAGUUCAGGCUACUAAAUACUUCCAAACCCAGUUCAGCCAUUUUGAGAUGCCUUUUGGAAUUUCUUUGCUUUUUUCCAUCUGCAGAUGCUGCUUUGUUUAUCUGCGUGAUUGUUUCAUACAUGUUCGUUCUGGUAGCACACUUUUUCCAUAGGUGAAUUGUUUUGUUUUGUUUUGUUUCUUUGAGACAGGAUCUCAUGAAUCCCAGGCUGGCCCAGAACUUUCUACACAGCCAAGAAUGGCCUUGAACUCCUGAUCUCCAGCCUCCCACCUCCCCACUGCUGGGGUUACAGUCAUUUGCCACCAUGCCUGGCAAUAAGAUGUUUUCUGAUUACCCUGGCAGGCUCAGCUUUGUGCCAUUUCAUUUUCUCAGCAUAUACUCAGAACAGCACCUAGAACAUGUGCAGAUACACAGGACAUACCUCCCGACUCUUGACCGUGCAUUGUGAGAUGUAGUACUUAGUUAGGAAGAUCUCCUGGGCUGAAUGGUUAUGGGGUGAUCUUCAAAUAAGUAACUGCAGGAACAGCCGCUCCUCAGGUCUUCAGAGCACUUAAGCUGUGUCUGCAUCUCACUGACACUCAGUAACUGAGUCUAAACCAAUUCUGAGCUGACAUAAUCCUAUUGCUCCGAGAGAAACAGAGAGCUCUGGGGAACAGGGAAGCUGUGCUGGCUCACUUGCUUGUUUGCCCACUCACUUGCUCCUUAAGGGAUCCGUUAAGAAUGUAGCUGUCCAGAUUCUUCUGUGGUGCUCCAAGUCAAUAAAAUCCCCACCCACCCUC